CGAACAGGUCUCUUAGAUAACAUGUCAAAAAUAUUCUAUUUAUUUUCUUUUCUCUGCAUUCUCCUCAUAUAUUUUGUAUUUUAUUGAAAUUGAAUAAAUUUAAAUGAAACUUACAGCGUUUUGUAAAUCAAUCCUAAUCGGAAUACCUGUAGGCAUUACAUUUUUCGAUUGUGUUGGCUAUGUUGCCAGAGUAGAGGGAAUUUCCAUGCAACCAACUUUAAAUCCUGACGCCAGUAAAACCGAUUACGUAUUUUUAUCACGAUGGGCAGUAAGAAAUCACGAUGUGGAGCGCGGUGACAUCGUCUCCCUCAUAUCGCCAAAAGACCCCGAUCAAAAAAUAAUAAAGAGAAUCGUUGGCUUAGAAGGCGAUGUUGUUUCAACGCUUGGCUAUAAGACGGAUGUUGUUCGAAUACCCGAAGGACAUUGCUGGGUUGAAGGUGAUCAUAUGGGCAAUUCAUUGGAUAGCAAUACAUUUGGGCCCGUGUCGUUGGGACUGAUGACAGCACGUGCCACUUAUAUUGUUUGGCCUCCGUCAAGGUGGCAAAGUUUGCCGGCAGAUCUCCCCAAGCCAAGACGACCCCUAUCAUCGUCUUCCAAACGAUAUUCCCAUCUGCAAGCCCAUUGAUGACAAUACUUACUGAUGGUUAGGACAAAAUUUAAAGUUAUAGUAGAAAGAGGAAAUAUAAACGAAAAAACUUAAGAUUUA
Episyrphus balteatus (marmalade hoverfly) is the source of this 706-nucleotide messenger RNA. RefSeq names its product mitochondrial inner membrane protease subunit 2. The transcript has 2 exons. The coding region runs from base 104 to 625 and encodes 173 amino acids. NCBI's taxonomy places the organism in Eukaryota, Metazoa, Arthropoda, Insecta, Diptera, Syrphidae. Gene Ontology annotation, cellular component: mitochondrial inner membrane peptidase complex; membrane. The record is from RefSeq and is a predicted model, not a curated record. Gene Ontology annotation, biological process: mitochondrial respiratory chain complex assembly. Gene Ontology annotation, molecular function: serine-type endopeptidase activity.